Molecule: messenger RNA, 519 nt
Organism: Vicia faba (fava bean)
Lineage: Eukaryota; Viridiplantae; Streptophyta; Magnoliopsida; Fabales; Fabaceae
Source: the annotation of a GenBank genome assembly
AUGGGUGAGUACUUUGCAAGGAGAAUGGAUUAUGACAUUGACCUAAACAUUCCAUUUGCAAGGAGAAUGGAUUAUGACAUUGACCUAAACAUUCCAUUGGUUUCUCAGGAUGAAACUCAAAACAUAAGUGAUGCAAACAAUGAAGUCCAUCCAGCUACUACUUCAGAUGUUUUUCAUGUUCUACCAAUGUAUUUUAUUGAUCCUAUCCUCGUCAUUGCCAACCAUGGAGUCCCAAGAAACCCAGUACCCCGCCUCCAUCGUCGUUGCAAAAAACCUCGUCCAGCUGAUCCAUCAAGAUUCUGCACAAAUCUUCAUUGUAUGGCAAGAAUCACUCCCAUGUGGCGCUCUGGACCUAUUGGACCAAGGACUUUGUGCAAUGCUUGUGGAAUUUACUACAAAAAACAUGUGAUACGUGGAAACAUUCCUGCAAUUAUAAUCCAUGAAGAUGGUUCUUCAUCUGUUUUUGUUCCACCAACUCAAUCUGUCGAAUCUGUCGAAGGAGGUUCUUCAACUUCCUGA